Molecule: messenger RNA, 3414 nt
Organism: Lindgomyces ingoldianus
Lineage: Eukaryota; Fungi; Ascomycota; Dothideomycetes; Pleosporales; Lindgomycetaceae
Exons: 4
Coding region: 242-2965 (907 amino acids)
Biological process (GO): regulation of DNA-templated transcription
Cellular component (GO): chromatin; nucleus
Molecular function (GO): protein binding; histone H3K36 methyltransferase activity
Source: RefSeq, a predicted model, not a curated record
CGAACACCACAUCUCGGUGCCGAGCUCGCACACCCGUCAAUUCGCGGUGCACUGCUUCGUGCAGCCCGUACCGACCGACUACAGGCAUUUUCUACAGUAUUGGUCGUCUGUCGCGUCUUAACUUUCGAAGUGUCACCCCGUAGCCGGCCUGGAUCCGCCAGACUUGGACCUCCUCUGCGCGUCCACGGCCUCAGCACACACCUUCCUCGCCCACAACCACCCCGCCUCACCCACCAGCACCAUGGCUGGGCGCGACACAUCCCCCUCGUCGACAUCCUCCACCCUCUCCAACAUCACCGUGCAGACGGACCGUCUCCCGGCCUCCCGCUCCAUCAGCGCGUCGCCCCCAACGUCGACACCCCCAACGAGCCACGGCGAUGAGGCCAGCGUCCUAUCCGACACGCACAAGAUGGACACCCCCGUAGAAGCGCGGGACGACGUCUCCACGCCCCGAGCGCAUCCCCAAGCGCAUCCCGAAGCGCAUCUCGCGGUGGAGGCCACGCCUGAGGUGCCAAAGAGCGAAGGCAGGCGGUCAGCACGGAGCACUCGCGCCGCUGUCUCCACGUACAACGUUCAGAUCCUCGCGGGCACCGCAAUUCACACGCCGACGAAGUAUUUGGACAAGCACCACAAGAAUGUCUUGCACGGGCCGCUGCCGAAGAGUGCCGUUCACUCACUGAUGGAAACCACUGAGGGCGGCGCGAUCAAACUUGAGGACGGGGACUCCGGCGAUCCUGCAGAAGAGCAGCUUGCCUCUGAAGCUGCCGAGGCGGCCCAGCGGCGUAGGUCUUCGCGAGUGACAGACCUCCGCAAGGAGGCCUUUCGAAACUUGGCUGCGGCUGGCGAAGCUGUUGCGCAGAAAGGCCAAGAGCUAUUGGCAACAGGGAAACAAAGGGUGCAGCAUGCUCUUAGAAGCAGUGUGGCCGAGCAGCGCACGAAAGAGUCGCAACAGGCACUGGUUAAGUCUUCGCCGAAGAAGCGCGCACGUGCCUCCGCAGCACCAACCCCAGAGGAUGAGGACUCAGAGACGGAGACAGAAAAGGACUUUGUGAAGCCGAAAACUAAGAAAUGGCUUGCGCAAGGGCUGUACCUGGGCCAGCAUCGGGAGUUCGACGCCCGACUAAAGGAGAGCCAAAAUCGGGCAAGGAGGAGGUCGAAACAGGCCAAGGAGAGCAAAAUUCUUCCUCUCCCUAUGUUCGCUGGAGAGCGCAUGCUAAACGUAGAUCCACAAAACGAGUGGCGAGAUUUCAAAUUACCUUUCGACACCUACAAUCCGCUGCCUCGAAAGGUAAAGGUCGACGGCUGGGUUAAACUGCAAAAGAAUCGCUUUAUUGGUGAUGCGUCUGCUCAGUGGAAGCGUGAGAAGCAAGACUCGUCUCAAUGUUACUGCUCCCCCGAAGACGGCUGCGGGGAAGCUUGCCACAACCGUAUUAUGUCUUACGAAUGUGACAGUACCAACUGUCCACUCAGUCCCGAGCAGUGCGGCAAUCGUCCAUUCGCACAGCUCAAGAAACGGGCAAAAGGUAAUCGGUACGAUUAUGGUGUGGAAGUCAUGGAGACGGAAGACCGCGGUUAUGGAGUGCGAGCUAUGAGAUGUUUUGAGCCCCACCAAAUCAUUGUUGAAUAUGCGGGUGAAAUCAUUACUCAGGGCGAGUGUGAGAGGCGUAUGAAAUACGUUUAUAAAAAGGAUAAGUGUUAUUAUCUCAUGUCUUUCGAUAACAAGAUGAUUAUCGAUGCCACUCGUGGGACUAUCGCUCGCUUCGUUAAUCAUUCUUGUGAGCCAAAUUGCGAGAUGAUUAAGUGGACGGUUGGUGGGGACCCUCGCAUGGCACUCUUUGCCGGGUCUCGAGGAAUCAUGAGUGGGGAAGAGUUGACAUAUGACUACAACUUUGAUCCAUUCUCCUCCAAGAAUAUUCAGUUAUGCAAAUGCGGUACAGAAUCCUGCCGUGGAGUGCUUGGGCCUAAGCCCAAAGACUACAACCGCGACAAGAAGACAAUGACGUCUUCAAUCAUAUCUGGUACCAAGCGUAAGAUUCAAGAUAUGUUGGGCGGUUCCAGAGGCUCCAGUAGCACCCCGAGCUCGCCAAAGAAGCGCAAGCUUUCCUCUCUUGCUACCACGGCGUUGACCAAAGCAAAGAACUCCCUUGCACAGACUGCUGCAAACGAGGUAAAAGCCAAGGAGAGUGCAGCUGAGCUCCAAGCUCAGAAGGCUUCUCGUGAAAACCGCGCGCUCCGCCGCUCUUCCUCCAUGACUCUGUCAUCAAGACGCUCUAAGAUCGUCCACAAAGCAUCUCGCCGUUCUCUACCCGUCCUCAAGUCAACACGGCAGACUACAGUCAGCAUCAAGCACAAAACUCCCAAGCCAGUACCCAGACCAGGUGCUCUGAAGCCUAUCAAUAGAGCUUCACUGCUCCCUUCCAUUCUCCAGCGCAAUCUCCCAACAUUCAAGGGCAGGAAGAGUCUCCCAACGUCCACGAUCCCGAAAACUCCUGCUCGAUCAUCUCGGUCCACUCGAUCCGCCCGAUCCACCCGAUCCGCUCGAUCCGCUCGAUCACCUUCGCCCUCCUCUCCUAACAUCACGCCUGCCUCUCUUCGCAGCGCAAAUCGCACUAGCUCAAAGAAACUUACACAGUCUAAGCUUAACUUCAAACCAGUGAACGAUGUCCCCAGAGGAUAUAAACUAGAUUCCGUGCUCUUCACCGAUUCCGAAGAUGAUGAUGACGAUGAUGUCGACAUGGAGUUUGCGCCAAAGACUUCCCGUACUUCAAGGCGUCCUACCACUGCUAAUUCUGUCCGUCGAGCCGCAGCCGGGGCAAAGAGAACGUUCGAGCGUGGUGUUCGGACCUCAAGGCGAGCUGCUGGUGUGGGCAAGGCUGCUGCUGGGCUGGGUUUCAGGGGUAUGGGCGGUCGAGGUGAGGCUAUUAGUGGGAGCACGAUUCGUGUGCUUACUGGAGAUGACGACUGAAUGAACAGAACAACAUCACGACUAUUCUCUCUCUUAAAGCAUUGCAAGGAUAGGGAUGAUUGGUGGGUGCGAUACAGUUUCUGUGGUGUCAUGGGUAGUGGCUGUUGUUCGUCGCUGAAUUUUUGGGGGAGUUCUCUGUCUUUUCGAUGUUCUUUCUUCCUUCUCCCCCAUUCUCCCUCACGCACGAGCAAACCCCUUUUUCAACAUCGUCGGGGUGGACCGGUCUGUGAGAUGGAACGGAACUCUCUGUUUGUAUAAUGGGAGCGCAUGGAAGAGAGAUCAUGCAUACAUGGGCGGUCAAAUGGAGUAUGGUGAGGCUUGUUGGUUGUAUCUCUUCUUAGCCUGGUCUGUCUCUGGCUGGUGUCUGUGAGGCGUUUGACGUGGUGUUUAGAGCAGCUGAUGGGCCGGAAUUGUGGAUGUGGAGAGCGCUCCGGACACAGUGGUCAGAC